UCUAGAACACCCGGAAGGCUCGGCCCUUGCCCAGAGGCCUCGGCCCGGCCGCUCGGCGCCGGAGUCGGCCGUGCGCGCGCGCGCGGGAGCGAGCCCAGCCCGGCUUGUGCGCUCGGGGUCCGGGGACCCCCGGCUGGCGGCGGCCCGGCCAGCUGCAAAAUAUGGCUCAAGAGACUAACCAGACCCCAGGGCCCAUGCUGUGUAGCACAGGAUGUGGCUUUUAUGGGAACCCUAGGACAAAUGGCAUGUGUUCUGUUUGCUACAAGGAGCACCUUCAGAGACAACAGAACAGUGGCAGAAUGAGCCCGAUGGGGACAGCUAGUGGUUCCAACAGUCCUACCUCAGAUUCUGCAUCUGUACAAAGAGCAGACGCUAGCUUAAACAGCUGUGAAAGUGCUGCUGGUGGCACAGCUGAAAAGUCAAGAAACGUGCCUGUGGCCGCCUUGCCAGUGACUCAGCAGAUGACAGAAAUGAGCAUUUCAAGAGAGGACAAAAGAACUACGCCGAAAGCAGAGCUGUCAGAGCCAGUGGUCACUCAGCCCAGUCCAUCCGUUUCUCAGCCCAGUACUUCUCAGAGUGAAGAGAAAGCUCCUGAGUUGCCCAAACCAAAGAAGAACAGAUGUUUCAUGUGUAGAAAGAAAGUUGGCCUUACAGGGUUCGACUGCCGGUGUGGAAACUUGUUUUGUGGACUUCAUCGUUACUCUGACAAGCACAACUGCCCUUACGAUUACAAAGCAGAAGCUGCAGCGAAAAUCAGGAAAGAGAAUCCAGUUGUUGUGGCUGAGAAAAUCCAGAGAAUAUAGAGUACUACUUGUGAAGAGACUGAAAGUUUGUUUUUAUUUUAAUAUAUCGUAGGAAAACAUUAAAGAGCAGAUGCAUGGCCAUUUUUCUUUGGUGUUCUCCAGAGUUUUACUUUACACUUGUCUGUCUUAAUUAAUAUUUUAGGAUGUUUGGGUGUUUGUUACAGGCAGAAUUGGAUAGAUACAGCCCUACAAAGUGUAUGUGCCCUCCCCUGGCUAGAAUUGGAUGAAAAUCGACUCAGUAAACUGAUACACACAGAUAACGGACAAAAUGGAGUUCCCAUGUGCCAAACAUUAUGAAAUCUCUGCAUGUUUGCAGCAUAUCUGCCUUGUGGGAGUGUAAUUCAGGUGUCAGCUUUUGGCUCGUGGUGUGUGCCCAUAGCUGUAGGAAAAUGGUACACCAGAAAAGGACUGGCAGUCUACUUCUACCAUACUUCAACCUCACCCUCUUCAUUUCCACACGUUCUUUGAGAGCAGGAAAACAUCCGAGGCUCGUUUGCUUUCUGUUAAGCCCAGUAUUGGGUGCCGGACGUAACCUGGUUAAAUUGGUCUUCUAAAAGCUGUCAACUAAAUGGUUUCUGCAAAAGGUAAACAUCACGCCUGAGCCAGGAACGGGGUCUUGAGGUGAGCUUUGCCACCGAUGGCCGGCACCAGGCCAGGUCUGCCUUCUCUUUGCUGAAAGUGUGUAGCACUGAACUGCACUAGGAUUAACUUGUUUACAAGAAGAAAAUAAAACUUUCGACUUUCACAAUCAGCAGCUCUAUCGAGUAACAUGCAUCUGAAUUUUUAAGUUGCAAAGGUAUCUGAACAGUUAAUUUUCAUGUACAUCUUUUAUUGAAUGUUUUGGUUCAAGAAAGAAUGUUUAAAACUUCCUUCAAGACUUCAGUUGUCACUGUAACUACCCUUCUGCAUGGAGAACCCUCCCCACCAUGGCUGCAGUAGACGUAGUGGUACCCAGCACCACCUGCAGAGGGCUGCUUUCUCCUAGCAACUACCUGGGCGUAGGACUCUAGUGUUCUCGGGUGUCUUGCAUGGGCUGCAUUAUCUACAGCAUUGUACAAUAACAACUAGAAAAGGCAGUAUACUUCACUGAUGCUUGUCUGGUAAUACCACUUCUGUGUUAUAAUGGAAGGUUUUUUUGUGCUGUAUGAAACUUGUGUUUUUUAUAUAUAAAUGAGUAUAGUUAGAUUAGUGUUGUGGUAAUGCCUGUUUUCAUCUGUAAAUAGUUAAGUAUGUACACGAGGCACUACUUCUGAUUUAUUGCAGUGUUGAGUCCUAGUUUUUACUUUAUUAAAGCCUUCAGAUUUGCUUUCAAUUCUUUGUACCUUAGUUCUGAGUUAGAUCUACAGAUGUGUACAGAUAGUUCAUAUUUAUGUAUUGCACAUAAUCAUGCUAUUCAGCAUUGAUGCUCUAUUGUAUUAUGUAAAUAAUAAAAACCAUGUACAGAGGGAA
Ochotona princeps (American pika) is the source of this 2252-nucleotide messenger RNA. It is a transcript of the gene ZFAND5, whose product is annotated as zinc finger AN1-type containing 5. The record is from RefSeq and is a predicted model, not a curated record. Lineage: Eukaryota; Metazoa; Chordata; Mammalia; Lagomorpha; Ochotonidae. Bases 162 to 803 code for a protein of 213 amino acids. Gene Ontology annotation, molecular function: zinc ion binding; DNA binding. The transcript has 6 exons.